Tremella mesenterica DSM 1558 is the source of this 1936-nucleotide messenger RNA. RefSeq lists its product as uncharacterized. Gene Ontology annotation, molecular function: pyruvate kinase activity; potassium ion binding; magnesium ion binding. The record is from RefSeq and is a predicted model, not a curated record. Gene Ontology annotation, cellular component: cytoplasm. Gene Ontology annotation, biological process: glycolytic process. The transcript is spliced from 11 exons. The coding region runs from base 251 to 1864 and encodes 537 amino acids. Lineage: Eukaryota; Fungi; Basidiomycota; Tremellomycetes; Tremellales; Tremellaceae.
GAGCUUUUGACUGCAUUCCACCUCGACUUUCCUUCACUUCUUCUCCUUGUCCAACACUUGUGAAAGAGGUGUUUCAAGUCAUCUUAGACGUGUUGACACAGUGAAGAGUGAGACCCUUUGUUCUGACAUAUCCUUUCUAUCCAAAAACCCCAUUCACUCUUUGAACGCUUUGACGGUCUUUGCUUUGAUAAACGUUAUACCUCAAUCCCUUGUCGAUUCUGUUCAACGAAUAGUCAUACCUGAAGUCAAAAUGGCUGGAGCGUCAGCUUUGAUAGGAGCACCAGCUUCUCAACUCGCCUGGCUAUCUUCUCUUAGCACAGGGUUCAACGACUUUUCCCCCGAACAAAAGUUCCUCCGCAAGAGCUCUAUCAUCGCUACUAUCGGACCAAAGACUAACAAUGUUGACAUGCUCGUAGCUCUUCAAAAUGCAGGGAUGAACAUUGUCAGAAUGAACUUCUCCCAUGGGUCUUACGAAUACCACCAAUCGGUCGUUGAUAACGCACGUGCGGCAGCGGCUUUGGUGACCAAUGGUCGUCCGUUGGCAAUCGCUCUGGACACCAAAGGUCCUGAAAUCAGGACGGGUCUGAUGAAGGAUGAUACAGAUGUACCCAUCCCCGCAGGACACGAAUUCUGGGUGACAACCGAUAAACAAUAUGCCGAGGCCUGUACCGCUGAAUAUCUAUUCAUGGACUACGCCAACCUCGUUAAGGUUACCUCCCCUGGAAAGCUCAUAUAUGUAGACGAUGGUAUCCUCUCUCUGCAGGUCCUCUCCAUCGAUGGUGUCAAUGUCCGUGUCCGGGCUGUCAACGCCGGUGUUCUCUCCUCCCGAAAGGGUGUCAACCUUCCCAAGACUGCUGUCGACCUCCCCGCUCUUUCCGAAAAAGACAAAGCAGAUCUUGCCUUUGGUGUUAAGAACGGCGUUGACAUGAUCUUUGCUUCGUUCAUCAGAUCUCCUGACGAUGUACGUGAGAUCCGCAAGGUUCUCGGUGCGGAAGGAGCAGCGAUUAAGAUCAUUGUCAAGAUCGAAAACGAACAAGGUGUCGUCAACUUUGAUGAGAUUCUCAAGGAGACCGAUGGUGUCAUGGUUGCUCGUGGUGAUCUCGGUAUUGAAAUUCCUGCCAGUCAAGUCUUCCUGGCUCAGAAGAUGAUGAUUGCCAAGUGUAACGUCGCUGGUAAACCCGUCAUCUGUGCCACUCAGAUGCUGGAAUCGAUGACUUACAACCCCCGUCCCACUCGUGCCGAAGUGUCCGAUGUGGCCAAUGCCAUCCUCGACGGUGCCGACUGUGUCAUGCUGUCUGGUGAAACCGCCAAAGGCAAAUAUCCUUUGGAGGCUGUCCGCAUGAUGGCCGAAACCGCCUUUUUGGCUGAAUCCGCGAUCGCUUACCCCCCUCUCUUCGACCAGUUACGUCAACUUACCCCCCGACCCACCAGCACCCCUGAGACCCUUGCUCUUUCCGCCGUUGCCGCAGCCAUGGAGCAGAAUGCAGGUGCCAUCAUCGUCCUGUCCACGUCGGGCGAGUCGGCUCGUCUGAUCUCCAAGUACCGCCCACAGUGUCCCAUCAUCUGUGUUACCCGUAAUGCCCAGACGUCUCGUCAGCUCCAUCUGUCUCGUGGCGUUUACCCUAUUUGGUACCCCGAGCCUCGUGGUGUUCCCCAAGGCCAAUGGCAGUUGGAUGUGGAUAACCGUAUCCGGUUCGGACUUCGCUGUGCCCUGCAGCUAGGUAUUGUUGAGCCUGAAGCAACCGUCAUGGCUGUUCAAGGUUGGCGUGGUGGACUCGGUCACACGAACACCCUUCGUAUCAUCUCCGUUCCUUCCGACCCUGCUGAUCUCGACUUGCAUGUCAUUGACCGCUCGGCGGAGUGAGUGCCCACAAGGUAUAUCUCUCAUCAGAAUCUAUUAGACUCUCAAGCAUGCAAUCAUGAUCGGAUGAUAUUC